Messenger RNA from Ornithorhynchus anatinus (platypus), 1372 nucleotides. It is a transcript of the gene PLPP5, whose product is annotated as phospholipid phosphatase 5. Gene Ontology annotation, molecular function: phosphatidate phosphatase activity. The coding region runs from base 26 to 832 and encodes 268 amino acids. Lineage: Eukaryota; Metazoa; Chordata; Mammalia; Monotremata; Ornithorhynchidae. The record is from RefSeq and is a predicted model, not a curated record. Gene Ontology annotation, biological process: phospholipid metabolic process. The transcript is spliced from 7 exons.
UCGACGCCGCCGCCCUCGGGGUCCCAUGGAGAAGGAGGCCGCCGCCGCCGCCGCCCUGGGGGCCGAAGUGGGCGUGAGGGUGGCGCUCUUUAUGGCUUUCGUAGUGAUGGAUCUCCUCCCUCCCUUUCAGCGGCUCAUCCAACCGGAGGAAAUGUGGCUUUACCGAAACCCUUAUGUGGAGGCCGACCAUUUUCCCACAAAGCCUACGUUUUUAAUCGCAUUCCUGUCUCCCCUGUUUCUGAUCCUCCUGACCAAGUACCUCAAGAAGGCAGAUAGGACAGACACAAAACAAGCCUGCCUGGCUGCCAGUCUUGCCCUGGCUCUGAAUGGUGUCUUCACUAACACCAUGAAGCUGAUCGUGGGGAGGCCGCGACCUGAUUUCUUUUACCGCUGUUUUCCGGAUGGGCAGGCCAACCCCGAUCUGGCCUGUACGGGGGAUGCAGAAGUGGUGAUUGAGGGCCGCAAGAGUUUCCCCAGUGGACAUUCUUCCUUUGCUUUUGCCGGUCUGGCCUUCACCUCCUUCUACCUGGCAGGGAAACUACAUUGCUUCACUCCACAAGGCCAAGGGAAAGCCUGGAGACUCUGCGCCUUCCUGUCGCCCCUGUUCUUUGCCUUCAUCAUUGCUCUGUCCCGCACCUGUGACUAUAAGCACCACUGGCAAGAUGUGCUGGUUGGAUCACUGAUUGGCCUGACGUUUGCCUACUUGUGCUAUCGACAGUAUUACCCUCCUCUGACGGACUCUGAGUGCCACAAACCAUUUCAGUGCAGACACACACUUCCAGCUGCCCUGGAGAGGAAAGUUGUGGCACCCGGCUGCAGACUGGAUGUUUAGGGAUGGAAUCCGCCUCACUGGAGAGCAGAUGAAGCAGCCCGGGCGACAUGCCAGGGUAUUCGGUUUACCUCUUACAUGCCCCAAGGAAGGUGAUGGGCAUAACUCUUGACUUCUGCCUCAUUUGAUUUUCCGAGGCCCUCAUUUUGGUGCAUUGUGUGAUUGAGUACAAUUUUUCCUGCGUGAAGUUGUCUAGACUGUCUCAGAGAGCGAGAGCUUAACGUCGCCAUGCACGUUGCUGCCCAGCCUGUGACUCUCUGACCAUCUGACCGGGGAUUGACCAGGAUUUAUUGAGUGAUACUGUCGUGUCUUUACAUAUCCUCAAAAGGCUUAAAGACCUGGACAUUGUCUGCAUCCUGCAGUCUCCCUUAAUGAUCUCGACUUCACCACUGUAACCUAGAGCAAUCAAAGCCCUUGUGUCAGAGCAAGAAUUGAAAUUAAUUCCAUUUCCUGGGGCCCAAAUUCCUAACUGUUGUCUCCUAAGGCUGUAGCCUUAAUGAAUAGCUUUUAACCUGCUCCUUCCUCUUUUUGUUUGUUUUUUAA